GAGGCCUUAAUUUAUACUUUUUUAUAUAUAGGGUGCCUCAUCUAAGAAUGUGCUAGCUGCUACCAAAUAUCAGAAGAGACGAAUUUCCAUCGAUUCAUUGCCCUCCCAAUCCAAUGGCACAUCCUAGUUCCAGCGCACCAUCAGCUAACCCCGUAUCCAUUAUCGGCCCUCAGUUCUGUGCUCCUUACCCCGUUGAUCUUGCAGUUGUCCGAGAGGUUUGGACCAUCACUGAUGGCAACUUCGUGGUUACAGACAUCACUGGCAAUAUCCUUUUCAAAGUUAAAGCAGCUUCUCUCACCAUUCAUGACCAUCGAGUUUUGCUAGAUGCCGCCGGGAAUCCCAUUAUCACAUUCAAAAACAAGUUAAGGAGUGCACAUGAUAGAUGGCAAGCCUUCAGGGGAGAUAGCACGGACUCCAGUGAUCUUAUCUUUACAGUUAAACGAUCUUCAAUGUUUCAGUUAAAGACCACAUUAGAUGUGUUCUUGGCAAACAACACGAAGGAGGAAGUUUGUGACUUUAAGAUCAAAGGGAGUUGGUCGGAAAGAUCCUGUGUUAUUUAUGCUGGAGAGUCAUCCACUACAGUUGCCCAAAUGCACAAGAAAAACACAGUUAAAAGCAUCUUGGUUGGAAAGGACAAGUUCAUGGUGACAGUGUAUCCCAACAUCGAUUAUGCAUUCAUCGUUGCCCUAAUCGUGAUUCUUGAUGGGAUAAAUACUAACAAUGGGGGGGCAUAGCAGUAUUGAUUUGGGUGGGUUAGACUUCAAUCUCUAGAAAAUUUAGGCUUAUAUAUAUAAGGAGUAGAUUCUUUUUAUUUUUUCUGUUUUUUGAAUACUC
Theobroma cacao (cacao) is the source of this 834-nucleotide messenger RNA. Its product is annotated as protein LURP-one-related 15-like. The record is from RefSeq and is a predicted model, not a curated record. NCBI's taxonomy places the organism in Eukaryota, Viridiplantae, Streptophyta, Magnoliopsida, Malvales, Malvaceae.